GAAAUCUCCAUAAAUGUGAGAUUCCCUUAAAUGCUGGUGGAUUUUCAAAAGGAUUUUAAACAAGAAUUGCAAACUGAUGUGGAAAUGUGGAGAACUUGAUAUUGGAAAAAUUCACAAUUUCAGACUGGGAAAAUAAAAGCUAUGAGAAACCAAAACUGGCCGAUUCCGCCAUUCCUACCCAAAACCUUGGCAUGUGCCAGGCAGACUGACAUCCCAGGGCCAGGGUCUGAGGGGGUCUUCCUAGUGUGGCCUGUGGUGUGCAGUGAAUUCCCUUCUCUUUUUCCCUCUAGGAUGUGAGGAGGACCUUGCAGAGGUAUGAGAAAAGAGAGAGUCCAGCGAAGCCACUGCCUUUCCCUCCAGAGCUGAGGAACAGGAUCUUGGAAUCCUGUGAUCUAAAUCUCCUUGUGGAGGAUGCAAUGAAACAAUUUAAAGAUGCUGUGUUAUACAGAAAGCAGAUUCAGAAAGCAAAUGUCACUCUGGAUCCAGACACAGCCCAUCCUGAACUCAUCCUGUCGGAGGAUGGGAAAAGCGUGAUACAUGGAGACAAACCUCAAGCCCUGCCUGACAAUCCUGAGAGAUUCAGCCACGAGUUUUGUGUGUUGGGACGUGAGAGAUUCACAGCAGGCAGACAUUUCUGGGAAGUCACUGUGGAAAGUGGGGAAGAGUGGUUUGUGGGGGUUGCCAGGAAGUCUGUGAGGAGAAAGGACUAUUCUAACUUGACUCCUACAAGGGGGAUCUGGGCUGUGUGCCAUUUCGAAGGGAAGUACUGGGCCUGGACAUCCCUAUUUCCUUCUCUUCUGUCUCCGAGUGAGAAGCCCAGGAGGAUCCGGGUGACUCUGGACUAUGAAGGGGGACGUGUGUCUUUUUAUGACGCUGACUCAGGAGCCAAACUCUACACGUUCCCAGGAGCCUCGUUCUCCGGAGAGAUCCUCCUCCCUUACUUUCAUCUGAGGGGAAAUGAAACCCACCUCAGGAUCUCCUGAGGAGACUAAAUCUGCCUCUCAGGCCCAGCAGGAGUUUCUCUCCAGACCAGAGUGACUGA
Messenger RNA from Podarcis muralis (Common wall lizard), 1042 nucleotides. NCBI's taxonomy places the organism in Eukaryota, Metazoa, Chordata, Lepidosauria, Squamata, Lacertidae. The record is from RefSeq and is a predicted model, not a curated record.